Messenger RNA from Ictalurus furcatus (blue catfish), 2105 nucleotides. RefSeq names its product U2 small nuclear RNA auxiliary factor 2b (gene u2af2b). The transcript is spliced from 13 exons. Gene Ontology annotation, cellular component: nuclear speck; commitment complex; U2AF complex. The coding region runs from base 451 to 1920 and encodes 489 amino acids. The record is from RefSeq and is a predicted model, not a curated record. Gene Ontology annotation, biological process: mRNA processing. NCBI's taxonomy places the organism in Eukaryota, Metazoa, Chordata, Actinopteri, Siluriformes, Ictaluridae. Gene Ontology annotation, molecular function: pre-mRNA 3'-splice site binding; poly-pyrimidine tract binding.
AAUAAACUAGCAACGUUGAGUCGGUCGCCUAGCUGGUAUUGUAUUUGUCCGGAGGAUUAUUCACCAUAACAGGAAACCAUUUUAUACUUUAUUUAAACAUAUACAUAAGAAAGAAAGAAAAUCAGUUAUAUUUAAAGGUAUCUAUACUUAGCUACAAAGCGUGUAAGGUUGUUUUUUGCGCGCGCUUCGGAUCAGAUAGCCAGUCUUGUUAGCUAGUUAGCUAACGAUAGCUAGCUUAGCAGAGCAGGGGGGAAAAAUCCCCAGCAACGCGAGUUAGAGGAAGUUUCUGUGCCGCUAAUUGUGCAUGCAGCUUUGAUAAACCCAGGUUUUUCCGUUUGGCCGAAUGUUUCAUAACAGACAAAGACAUCUAGUUUUUGAAGUAAGAUAACGUGGUCGGCUCUAAAGCUUUCACAGGUUUCACUCGUUCCAUUCAUCCGCUGCGAAUUCAAAAUGUCGGAGUUUGACGAAUUUGAGAGACAACUGACCGAAAACAAACAAGGUGACGGCGUUAACGGCCAUGAGCGGGACAAAGAGAACAGGCACAGGCGCCGGAGCAGCUCGCGUAGCCGUAGCCGUGAAAGGAAGAGGAGGAGCAGGGAGAGGAGGAGCCGGGAGCGACGCAGCAGCAGCAAAGAUCGCCGGCAUAGACGCAGUCGUUCCCCACCGAGGGAGAAGAAGAAGAAAAUCAAAAAGUACUGGGAUGUCCCUCCUCCUGGCUUUGAGCACAUCACACCAAUGCAGUACAAGGCCAUGCAGGCUGCUGGUCAGAUUCCUGCCACAGCACUGCUGCCCACUAUGACUCCAGAUGGACUGGCCGUUACGCCCACUCCAGUACCUGUAGUAGGCAGCCAGAUGACCCGCCAGGCUCGGAGGCUCUAUGUGGGCAACAUACCAUUUGGCAUCACAGAGGAGUCGAUGAUGGACUUCUUCAACGCUCAGAUGAGACUAGGGGGUCUUAUUCAGGCUCCAGGAAAUCCCGUCCUUGCUGUCCAGAUUAACCAGGAUAAGAACUUUGCCUUCCUUGAGUUGCGCUCAGUGGACGAGACCACACAGGCAAUGGCGUUCGAUGGCAUCAUAUUCCAAGGCCAGAGUCUGAAGAUCCGCCGGCCACACGAUUACCAGCCGUUACCAGGCAUGAGCGAGAAUCCCAGUGUCUAUGUUCCAGUUGAUCAGUCCUGCACAUCGGCUUGGAGGAAUUUUAAUCCAUUCCUCAGUACAGAACAACUUCAACUCUGGGAUGUUGGUGUGGUGUCCACUGUAGUCCCUGACUCUGCUCAUAAGCUGUUUAUUGGAGGCCUGCCCAACUAUCUCAGUGAUGACCAGGUGAAAGAGUUGUUGACAUCCUUUGGGCCUUUAAAGGCAUUCAACCUAGUGAAGGACAGUGCCACAGGGCUCUCCAAAGGCUAUGCCUUCUGCGAAUAUGUUGAUGUCAAUCUUAAUGAUCAGGCUAUUGCAGGACUAAAUGGGAUGCAGUUAGGAGAUAAGAAGCUCCUGGUCCAGAGAGCAAGUGUAGGAGCCAAGAAUGCAACUUUGACCAGCAUAAACGAGACUCCGGUGACGCUGCAGGUACCAGGCCUGAUGAACAGCUCAAUGAAUCAGAUGGGUGGAAUUCCCACCGAGGUUCUGUGCCUGAUGAACAUGGUGGCUCCGGAGGAACUUCUGGAUGAUGAUGAGUAUGAAGAGAUUGUGGAGGAUGUCAGGGACGAGUGCUCCAAAUACGGUCAGGUCAAAAGCAUCGAGAUCCCUCGCCCUGUCGACGGCCUGGAGAUCCCCGGAACCGGAAAGAUCUUCGUGGAGUUCACAACAGUUUUCGAUUCCCAGAAAGCCAUGCAAGCCUUGACAGGGAGGAAGUUUGCCAACAGAGUGGUUGUGACCAAAUACUGCGACCCUGAUGCCUACCACCGCCGAGAUUUUGGCUAGAUCAGGACGCAUGUGAGGAGAGGAGAGGAGUGUGUGGCGAAGGAGAAACCAGAUUAAAAGGCUGUAUUAUGAACGUGGCGUGGUGAAUGUGGAGGGAUGGCGAAAGAGGGGAAUCUUUUCUUGUAGUGCAAGGUGGCAUUUCAUGUUUCUUUCUUUUCUUUUUUCCUUUUUUUUUUUUUUUUUUU